Drosophila sechellia is the source of this 1194-nucleotide messenger RNA. RefSeq names its product cysteine and histidine rich domain containing protein (gene mora). The transcript is spliced from 4 exons. The record is from RefSeq and is a predicted model, not a curated record. NCBI's taxonomy places the organism in Eukaryota, Metazoa, Arthropoda, Insecta, Diptera, Drosophilidae. Bases 96 to 1160 code for a protein of 354 amino acids.
ACAUCUGCUUUUAGGGGAAUAUUCUAGAUUUUAAGCGCAAUUUGUGCACAUUUAGUUAAACCAAAACAUAAUUAGUAAAACCAAACAUAAUAAUAAUGGAACAAUGCUAUAACAGAGGCUGUGGCCAACUCUUCGAUCCGCAGACAAACAAUGAUGAAUCUUGUCGGCACCAUCCGGGCGAACCUUUCUUCCACGACGCCUACAAGGGUUGGUCCUGCUGCAACAAGAAGUCGGUCGACUUCACCGAGUUCCUCAAUAUCAAGGGCUGCACCUUGGCAAAGCACUCGAAUGUGAAGCCACCAGAGCCGGAGAAACCUGUUAAAGAUGAGUCCGACAAGGAUGAGGUAAUUGAGGUGCGGGCUCCCAUCCGGGAAGCCCUGCCGCGUCCGCCCAUUGAUUCGCCGCUGUCUGUUCUACAGCCCACCGUGGCUCCUGCCUUGAAAGAGAUAGUUUUUGCAGCCAAAACGCCGGCUGCUCAAAAGUCCAGCGACGCCAUCGAGGUGGGAACCACUUGCAAGAAUAACGGCUGUACCUACUCGUUUACGGGUAACAAUAGCGACUUUGGCGAGUGCACCUACCAUCCGGGCGUGCCAAUCUUUCACGAGGGCUUGAAAUUCUGGUCCUGCUGCCAGAAACGAACCUCGGACUUUGCCCAGUUUAUGGCGCAAAAGGGCUGUACCUACGGUGAGCACAAAUGGGUCAAGGAGAACGACGACAAAAAGGUUGUGCAAUGCCGCUACGACUGGCACCAGACGGCCACCAACGUGGUGGUGGCCAUUUAUGCCAAAAAAUACGAUUACAGUCAGAGCGUGAUAGAGCUGAACCCCAUCAGGCUGCACGUCAACCUGGUAUUUCCCGAGCAGGACAACGCCAGGUUUGACCUGGACCUGGAAUUGCGCGGAAUUGUAAAUGUGAGCAAUGCCAACGCGCAUAUGUAUGGCACCAAAGUGGAGAUUACACUGCCCAAACUGGAGCCCGGCUCUUGGUCCAAUCUGAAUUUCCCCAACAAGAAACUGCCAGCGGUUAAGAAAAGCCAGGUGGAAGAGAAGAAAAAGCAGGAGGAGAGCGAUGAUGAGUUCUUCGACCUGGAUGACAUUAAAGCGGAGACCAGUUUCCGUCUUUCCGAAAUGAGCAUGCAAAACCCAAACAACUUAGAUUAAUAAAGAACUUGGCAUUUAAUGUUUUAUAAAUACA